Molecule: messenger RNA, 1029 nt
Organism: Haliaeetus leucocephalus (bald eagle)
Lineage: Eukaryota; Metazoa; Chordata; Aves; Accipitriformes; Accipitridae
Product: guanylyl cyclase-activating protein 1-like
Exons: 4
Coding region: 118-684 (188 amino acids)
Molecular function (GO): calcium ion binding; calcium sensitive guanylate cyclase activator activity
Source: RefSeq, a predicted model, not a curated record
AGAUCCCUCAACUGACAGUAAUGUCAAACGUGGACAGGAGCAGACAGGCAGUGCUGUGAAAGCAACAGGAGGAAGAAGAUCAUUCCUAUAGCAUCAUUCUUCUGACCACACACACGCAUGGGGAACAAUAGCAGCUCCACAGUGGAUGAUCUGCAGGCUAUCGAGAUCCACCACUGGUACAAAAAGUUCAUGACGGAGUGUCCUUCUGGACAGCUGACAGAGUAUGAAUUUAAACAGUUCUUUGGGCUUCGAGGGCUGGAUCCAGAGGCCAGUGAGUACAUUGAGCAGAUGUUCCGCACGUUUGAUAUGAACAAGGAUGGAUAUAUUGACUUCAUGGAGUAUGUGGCUGCCCUCAGCCUUGUUCUCCGUGGGAAGAUGGAGCAGAAAUUGCGGUGGUAUUUCAAGCUCUAUGAUGUAGAUGGCAAUGGCUGCAUUGAUCGACAUGAAUUGCUCAACAUCAUUAAGGCUAUUCGAGCUAUUAAUGGUGGUGACCAUGAAACUAGUGCAGAAGAGUUCACCAACCGAGUUUUCAACAAAAUUGAUGUGAAUGGAGAUGGUGAACUUUCUCUGGAUGAAUUUGUGGAGGGAGCAAGGAAAGACAAGGAGUUCAUGGAGGUGAUGAUGAAAAGCUUGGACCUGUCACACAUUGUGGCCAUGAUCAACAACCGUCGGCAUAGUGUAUAAGUCAAGCUAGGAGAAGACACUGUGCCAGUAGACUGAACGGUGUACACACACCAAAAAGGAGAGACAGCAUUUUUUAAAACAAACAGAAUUGCCAUAAACACACAUAUGGAAGUAGGAACAGAAAGACACUGCUAUAUUUGUGUAUCUGAGUGCAUGUUUCUGUACAAAUAUUGAAGCUCAGCCACAUACAUGCAAGGCAGGUUCAGAAAAACUGGAUCUGGGUGGCAGUAUUUGACUUGAGUUCCUAAAAUUUAAAGGCCAAGUUUCAGGGCACAAAUUUCUUCCUUAUUCUGUGUCCCAGAUUGUCACUUUGCAAUGGACUAAAAGUAACGCUGAGUUUGUGAA